AUGCUUGCCGCCAGCGUGGAGAUUGGAAAUCAGCACGAUGUAAGUUCUAAGUUGGCGAAUCUGGUCGAGAAAUGUGACGCUUCGUUUCCUGCUAUAGUCUGGGCACUGGAUGAGCAAGACUGGUCCCAGAAAAAUCAACCUCACCAGAAAGCUUUUUUCAAGAGUCGAAAUCUAAUGGAAAGUAUUGAGCGUGCUCUCGAAAAAUAUGACAUGAAUGCUGCAGUCAGGGCUCCCAGUUCUAUUUCGCGACUAUCAUUAAAUUUGGACGGAAAGCUACUUGUGCUGGAAGAAUUGAUCAAUGCCAAGAGUGCAAGACUAGAUGACUUCAAUGCCGUUUUGGGGGCUUGCGGGAAGCAGGGCUGGUCGGCUGAUGCCAAGACCGUUUUGAAUAAGAUGUUUGUGUAUGCUGAGUCUUUUCCACACUGUGCACCAACGGCGUGGAGCUUCAACGCCUUGCUAAACUCUUGUGCAGCUCAAGGUGAUGUGCAUGAACUUGAGUCAAUUUUAAAAGACAUGAUUAAUAACGAAUUGCAGCCUGACCAAGUGACUAUGAAUACCUUACUGAAGGCUUUCAUCAAAAACCUACGAAAAUAUAACAACGGCAACAACAAGAAGCGAUUUCGCACAGUGGUACACGCGCUUUCAUUUUUCAAAUGGUGCACUGAAGAUCUAAAGCUAGAUCCCGAUGCAGCGACGUUCUACUCAUUGUUUCGCCUGUUUUCUACGUACUUGGAGACUUUCGAUGAUAGCAGCGUCGCUGUUGUAUAUGAGACAGAGACUCAAAUGUUUGAUGACUUCGAGGAGAACGAAGAAGGUGAUAUGGUGAGUCAAGACAGAGAGUUGAUGGUGUGGAUGAGUGAUCUAAUUGCCACCACCUGUCGUGACGCGCCUGCCGCAGCUCUGGAUAUUGGAGUGUUCAAUAACGCAUUUGAUUAUUAUCGGAAACUUGGUGAUGUGGAUCAAACGUUUGCACUGUAUAAUAUAAUGAGGAAGCGCGAAAUUCAGCCCAAUGAUUUAACACUCGGUUUACUCUUUGCUACUUGUGCAAUUCAGCAGCAGUUUGAAAAAGGUCUGAAGUUCUUAGACCACUUAAUGACUAGUGAUGGCUACAUGCCUUCGCUAAAGGCUCUUACUGGAGCUAUGCAACUCUAUGCGAAUGCCAGAAAUCCUGAUGGGGCGCUUGGGAUUAUUAGAGCUAUGGAGACGUCAAAAGCAUUUACUCUAACAACUGAAACAUACGAGCCUGUAGUAUUUGCAUACGCUCGCGUUGGAAAUGUGAUUAGUGCCUGGGAGAUUGCAGAGGAGAUUCAAGAAAAGUUUGGCAGAGUUUCCAUAAAUAUUUACAACCGGGUUUUGCUGGCGUGUGCAGAAGCUGCUUUGCCUGGUCGCGCCCUUGAUGUCUUGAGUCUAAUUCGGAGCGAGGAAAAUGUAACACUUGAUAUUAUUUCCUUUAAUACUACACUCGACGCAUUUGUCAGAGCCGGAAUGCGGGCUGCUUGGUCGAGAAAAACUCACAAAUACACCUUAGAAUCAGACGAACAAGCAAAUUAUGCUGAACACAAGAGGGUUGACAAUCGUAACGGUUAUGAGCAUGAAAUGGAUGGUGAAUAUCAGAGAGGACGCAUGGUGAACUCUGAUAAUUCUGACCAAACCAUCGAAAUCGAAGGUAAAGAGCUGGAAGCAACACUUUUACGGAAAGACGAGCUCAAUCAGCGUAUGAAAGCCGCAUGGGUCCGUGCUAGCGUGAUUGGUUUGCUCGAGGAGAUGCAGGAAAUUCGCGUGAAGCCUGAUUUGACUUCGUACGAGCAUGCAAUUGCAGCAUGCAACGUGAAUAAGGACUUUGAAGGCGUCAUUGCCAUAUUUGAUAGACUGAUUCGUCGUAAGCGGUGCAAUGACGUAAUUGAUCUGAAGAGUAAGCUUGUGAGUGAAUCGAGCUUAGCAGCUUAUAUUUCGGCUUGCACAGCAACGCGAGACAAGAAUCGCAUAGUAGAAGCACCCACUCUUCUUCACAAAUGGCAUCUUGCAACGGGCAAUAUUCCGCCAGAAUUUGUCGUUACACAGCUGUUGAAGUCUCUAGAGACUUUGGGCGAAUGGCGCUGUGCUGUACGAAUGCUUCCUGAUUGGCAAGUACUUUUUGGUAUUCCACCCGGAGUUGCCGUUUUUAAUAAAGUGAUGGAAAUGUGCAAUAACGCAGAAAAACACGAGCUGGUCGCUCCAAUCUUCAUUACAAUGCAAGGUCUCGCUGUCUAUCGCAUUAUUCCCGACGUAGACAGCUACAUUGAACGCAUUUACGCUGAGGAACAACGAGAAAAUUGGGUGAUAGCCACCGAUUUGUUUGUGGAAAUGCAACAAAGAUUCUCAACCGAAGAAAUAUCGCAUUAUCAGCUUCGAAAACUAAAUUUGGGCCGCUAUAGUUUAAGACAAAAGGAGCAUUAA
This is a messenger RNA of Plasmopara halstedii, 2436 nucleotides long. RefSeq names its product FOG: PPR repeat. Bases 1 to 2436 code for a protein of 811 amino acids. The record is from RefSeq and is a predicted model, not a curated record. Lineage: Eukaryota; Oomycota; Peronosporomycetes; Peronosporales; Peronosporaceae. The transcript has 2 exons. Gene Ontology annotation, molecular function: protein binding.